AUGUUCUCAUCACGAUCAAAUCUCUCCUCCCUCUCCAAACAAAACAUGGAAUUGGAAAAGAGAAGGAAGGAAGCUGUAUUUUUAGGUGCUUUGGAAAAUAGAAAACAAGUUAAACAAAUUUCAAUAGUAAAAAGUGUUGGAUCGGAAAUUGAUGUGUAUUAUUCAUCAAAUAAAUAUACAAAGGGAGAUUUGUACAAGAUUAGAGAGCCAAAACCACCUGCUCAACUCGAGGAUUCUUCAUCAAGUUUUAAGAGCCAUACAAUUUCAGACUUUUUAAAUCCGAACUUUGAUGAAUCACAGGAAUAUUCGGCAAGUUGUGUGAUUGAAGCUGAUUCGACAAUGGAUAUUUUACAAGGAGAUGAUGUGGAAUUUUUCUAUUUUGUAAAAUUAAAAGCCACCAAACCAGGCAAAAUGGUAAUUAGAUUUGGAGACAUGUUCAAUGUCGAAUUAAACAUUUAUGAAGAACAAUUGUAA
Naegleria gruberi is the source of this 474-nucleotide messenger RNA. RefSeq lists its product as uncharacterized. Bases 1 to 474 code for a protein of 157 amino acids. The record is from RefSeq and is a predicted model, not a curated record. NCBI's taxonomy places the organism in Eukaryota, Heterolobosea, Eutetramitea, Acrasida, Naegleriidae. The transcript has 3 exons.